Messenger RNA from Labeo rohita (rohu), 1814 nucleotides. Its product is annotated as contactin-5. The record is from RefSeq and is a predicted model, not a curated record. The transcript is spliced from 10 exons. The coding region runs from base 15 to 1028 and encodes 337 amino acids. NCBI's taxonomy places the organism in Eukaryota, Metazoa, Chordata, Actinopteri, Cypriniformes, Cyprinidae.
UGCUGUCACUGGUCAUGAGUGCUGGAGAAACGGGUGUUGCUAUGGUGAUGUCAGUCAAAAUGGCUCCUCCUCUUCCUCUGAUCUUCCUGCUCAUGAUUCACAGGGUUUCUAGUGCUGAUUGGGGUGUGAGUUACAGUCAUUCAAACAUCUGUGCACUAAUAAACUCAUCAGUGAUAAUGAACUGCACUUAUAAAUACCCUACUGGAUAUCAGAUCAAUAAAGUGUUCUGGACCAAAAACCUUGUAAGAGUUGGUAAAGAGCAUCCAGAUCUGUCUGAGGAUCCUGAAUACAGUCAGAGGCUUCAGUAUCUGGGAGAUAAACAGCAGAACUGCACCAUCAGACUGAAUAAUGUGACACAGAAAGAUUCACACAUGUACUAUUUCAGAUUCAUCACUGAUAAACCUGUUGGCAAAUGGCUUGGUAAACCAGGAGUGAGUCUUACUGUCACAGAUCUUCAGGUGGAGUCUCCUGAGAGAGUGACAGAAGGAGGUAAUGUCACUCUGACAUGUAAAAGCAGCUGCACUCUGACUGACAGAGCAACAUUCAUCUGGUACAGAAACUCACAGCCAUUAACUGAGAGAAGAGACAGAAACAAUGAACUCCUGCUGCAGUCAGUCAGAAGAGAGGAUGCAGGCAGAUAUAGCUGUGCUCUACAUGGACACACUUACAUCUCUCCUGCUGUUUAUCUCAAUGUCACAGAUCCUCCCGGGAAUGGCUCAGUGUCCAUAACUGGAUCUGGUGAAACAGUGGAAGAACGUCUGGUGAUAUUGUACAUAUCCAUUGGAGUGGUUUGUGGAGUUGCAGUUAUCAUCACAUUGUUGCUGAUUUGGAGAAGCAGAAUAAAGAAGAGAAAAAACACACUCGAAACUCAGAUGAAUCAUUCCACACCUGAUCAUGACAAAUGUACAGCAUCUGAUGUUGAAUCGACUGAACCUUUGUAUGGGAAUGUAACAAUGAAUAGUUCCAGACCUUGUGAUAUUGAGAUGAGUGAACCUGUGUAUGAGAAUACAACAUGUGUUAGGCUGUAGUGUUUGGGACACGUGGCAAAACAUUUUACAGCCUUUUUCUGUCUCUUUGUGGGUGGAGCUCUGAAUGAUUGACAGUAGUGUCUUGAUUUACAGAAAUUAAUUUAACAAUUAGUUUUAUCCAGAGUGACUUACAAAUGAUUGUCAAAAGAGCCAAAAGUUUCUGUACACAAUGCCAAGUUUAAUGUGUUACUGAAGUGAUAUGAGAAUUAUUUUAUUUAGGUGCUGAUAAAAUUAUAUUAUGAAUUGAUACUACCAUUCCACACGUAAUUCUGCAAAUUAUGCAACAUCUCAAACACAGCCACAGAAUCUGUAAGGAACGCAGUGAAAAAAAAAAAAAAAACAAACAAACAAAAAGAUCUAAAUAUUUUUAAACUUUUGUUUUGUUUUUUAACUUGACAAGAAAAGGCUAUAUUAUUUGGGACACAAAUCAGCGAGUGUCCCAAGUGACCAAAGUGACUUACAAAUGAUGACCUUUAUAACUUCCUGAGGAAAAAAACAAAACACAAACACAAUGCCAAAUUUAAAAUUUAAGUUAGAGUAAUAGAUCACUGAAUUGCUAAAAUGAUGGAGGAUAAGUUGAAGACCUGUGUGAAGUAAUUUGUGAAAACAAUCAUGGAAUAUCACGAAUUGAGAGAAAUAGUGUUUUUCAUUUACAUUUUGUGUAAUACAGUUUGUUUACUUCAUGUAUGUGUGUUAAGUUGUUUCAGCCUUUAGUCUCAUUGUUCAUGUUUUCAGGGCAGAAAAUAAAGCUCUAUAAUGCAACAGUUUACUGUCUUAUGUCAUUCA